Molecule: messenger RNA, 801 nt
Organism: Ananas comosus (pineapple)
Lineage: Eukaryota; Viridiplantae; Streptophyta; Magnoliopsida; Poales; Bromeliaceae
Exons: 4
Coding region: 1-801 (266 amino acids)
Source: RefSeq, a predicted model, not a curated record
AUGGCUCUUCCCAAAACGCCCCUCCCCAAGCUCGUCUCUCUCCUCCUCCUCCUCCUCUCUCCCCUCUUCUCCUCUUCUUCGUCCUCCUCCCGCUCCUAUUCCGAUCUCACCCCCGACGAGUUCCGCGCUGCACGCCUAAGGCUCGCCCCGGGUCUCGCCUCCGUGGCGGCGCCACAUCGGGGAUCGCCCCGUGUUCUAGAACCUUACGAGGAGGCGGAGCUGCUUGCGCGCGAGUGCGACCUCAGCGGCGGCGACAGCGGCGCGAAGGUACUCGCUGUCGAGGACGCGACCUCGCCCACCUCAAGAUCGCCGUCCAAGUCCUACUCUCCGGCGAUGGAGAUGAGAGCGUCCAAAAAAUCCCUACGAAGAAGGUGGGAUGCGGGGUCCUGGCGGCAGCGGCAGUGGAGCGUGGCGCGGCGGAGCAGAGAAGGUGGGAUCCGGCAGCAGCAACGGCGCGGGUGGCAGCAGCGGCGCGGGCGGCGGCCGCGGCAUCGUGUGGGAUGCGGGCCCCUGGCGACUACGGCAGCGGAGCGUGGCGCGGUAGAGCGGAGAAGGUGGGAUGUGGCAGCGCCAGCGGCGCGGGUGGAGGGAUCGGGGGGAGAUCCAGGCGCGGUGGGGUCGGACGGAGACGAGGAGGGCGAGCGCGAGCGCGAGCGCGGCGACGGGGGUGCAGCAAAGGGUUCAGUGGCGGUCUCCCCAAAUCUUAAUUCAAUGGAACUGGUCGAAGUUCACGGGAAGUACGACCAGAUUUUUGCAGAGUCAGAGGGCCAACCUUUUGGAGCUGAGAGCAAGAUUAUCUGA